AUGCUUGAGACUGCACAAUUAUGAGGAGAGCAAUGGCGGACACGGAGAUAGCGAGAGCGCUUCGCUCUGUGCUUGAUCGCGUAAAAACUGCGUGUGAUAAAAGACCUGAAGAUCUUCGGGGAUUGCAGCCAAGACUUGUCGCAGUCACAAAGAUCAAACCUAAGGCUGUUAUUCUCCAAGCCUACGAAGCUGGCCAAAGACACUUCGGAGAAAAUUAUGUUCAAGAAUUGGAAGAAAAGAGCAAAGACCCGGAGAUCCUUGAGAAAUGUAAGGACAUCAGAUGGCAUUUUAUAGGGCACCUCCAGAGGAACAAAGUCAAUAAAGUAUUAGAAACUCCUAACCUUUACAUGAUCGAGACGGUUGACUCACCAAAGCUUGCAACAACCAUCAACGCUUCGUUGGAACGACAAAAGAUGGAGCGGUUGAAGGUUAUGGUGCAGGUGAACACAAGUGCUGAAGAGAAUAAACAUGGUUGUCAUCCGUCUGAGACUCUGAGCAUGGUUCGUCACGUGCAGGAUGCAUGUCCCAAGCUAGAACUCCUGGGUGUCAUGACUAUUGGUGCCUUUGACCAUGACCUCAGCCAAGGACCAAACCCCGACUUCCAGUCGUUAAUCCAGUGUAGAAAAGAUGUCUGUGCUGCGUUGAACCAGGACCUGUUGCACCUGGAACUUAGUAUGGGCAUGUCGAAUGACUUUGAACAUGCAAUAGAAAAUGGUAGCACCAAUGUCCGUGUUGGAAGCACCAUCUUCGGCGCUAGAGUUUAUCCUGCUAAGAAAAAUACAGAACCUGAAAAUACCUCAAACACUUCAGAGAAUAAUGCCAGUUCUAGCACAAGCCAAGACAAAUAUUCUGCACUCAACGGAGAAGGACAGACUUCAUUAGAUAGGACUGAUCAAGUAGAUAAUGUGGUGGAUAAAAUGAAAGACGUAAAACUGGAGGACAAGUGACACUGAUGCAUUAACUUGUUAGACAUUCUAUAGUCACACUCGAAAUAGGGCCAUGGGAGUGAUUGUCAUUCUGUCAGCAUUAAGGUUGUUGGUCAUAUGGUGAACAUUCACUUGCCAUCUUGCUUCAUGUGCAUGAUUUCAACUUCCCUGACAGACGGAAGGUGCAAGUUACACGGAGCAUUUGUUAUUAGGUGUGACCUAGUAGCCCUGGAAUAAACUGUGAUAUUAUAAAUAUAAUGGUGAUUGA
This is a messenger RNA of Lineus longissimus, 1194 nucleotides long. Its product is annotated as pyridoxal phosphate homeostasis protein-like. The transcript is spliced from 7 exons. The coding region runs from base 21 to 947 and encodes 308 amino acids. Gene Ontology annotation, molecular function: pyridoxal phosphate binding. NCBI's taxonomy places the organism in Eukaryota, Metazoa, Nemertea, Pilidiophora, Heteronemertea, Lineidae. Gene Ontology annotation, cellular component: intracellular anatomical structure. The record is from RefSeq and is a predicted model, not a curated record.